AUGGAGCGAGGUCAAAGUUCACAGCGCAGUGGCGAGUGGGCCAGUCUGACCUCAUCAGCGUCGGUUCCAGCGCCAGUGCACGCCAGACAGAUACUGGAAAAGCAUAGAAGGAGCAGCUGCAAAGCUGAACGGGUAAAAGUUACGGAUGCCGAAAUGUCGGAUAUUUUUCGAGCUUAUCAUGGGCGUCUCAAUAUGGUACACCAGGACAACAAGCAAGGAACCUCAUUUACAUGGGCUUUACUUCUGUUAUUCAAGCGCCGAAGUCUGACAAGCGCUUCCCGGAAAAAGAGGAUGGUGUAUUAUCAGUGGAACAUGGCGGCAGGUGUGAGAAAGCUGCUCAGCGAGCAUCGAGGAUGCUGCCCAUCCGACGAUUUUAUUAUUAAUGGACAGGCGACCGGUGAAAUACUGAAACCAGUACCACCACGCUACCGCUGUUGCAACAGAGCAGCAUCACAGGCACCGGCACUUACCGCAUUUUCUCCAUUCGUUUCGGUUUCCCCUAACACUUGCGACUCAAACAUAGUGCUUCAUUCUUCCCUACGGUUCACGAGCUCAUUUCAAGCGACGCUCGAUAAGUGA
Gongylonema pulchrum is the source of this 579-nucleotide messenger RNA. The record is from the annotation of a GenBank genome assembly. NCBI's taxonomy places the organism in Eukaryota, Metazoa, Nematoda, Chromadorea, Rhabditida, Gongylonematidae.